GCUAUAAAGUUGUGUGUUCUUGACUCUGUUUCUUUCAGACAGAGACGGCAGAGCAUUCCUGUGAGAUGGCGGAGAAGUUUGGAUCGGAGGAAGGUUUUCAUCUGGAGCAGAGGCAUGGAAAGGCCAGGGUGAGGGUUGCUAGAGUGUGGAGGGGAAGAGACGGCCACCAGUCCAUGGCUGAGUGGAACGUUCAUGUCCUUCUGCUCUCCGACUGCAAGGAGUCCUACUUUCAGGACGACAACUCCAACAUCGUCGCCACCGAUUCCAUGAAGAACACGGUCUAUGUUAAAGCCAAGGAAUGUGCGGAGAUCACCUCUGUGGAAGAGUUUGCAACUCGACUCGGAGAGCAUUUCACAAGGACGUAUUCGCAUGUCACAUGUGCAAUCAUCAAGAUCAUUGAGAAACCAUGGGAGCGGAUAACCGUAGAUGGCCAAAUGCAUAAACAUGGAUUUAAACUUGGAUCUGACAAGCAUACUACCGAAGUGGUGGUGAAGAAAGAUGGCUAUCAGGUUACAUCAGGUAUAGAAGGACUGGCUCUGCUGAAAACAACUAAGGCAUGCUUUGAAGGAUUUAUACAUGAUAAGUAUACGUUACUGAAAGAAACAAGAGAAAGAUUAUUUGCUACAGAGGUCAAUGCUGAAUGGAGAUACUCUGUAAAACCAACCUGUUUCAGACAGUCUUAUUUGGACAUAAAGAGCAUGCUAAUUGAUACCUUUUUCGGCCCUUCAACUGAAGGAGUUUACAGCCCAUCUGUCCAAAAUACUCUUUAUUGCAUGGCUCGAGCUGUUCUUAACAGGUUCCCUCUCGUAGAAUCAAUCCACCUGAAAAUGCCAAAUCUCCACUUCUUGCCUGUUAAUUUGGCUAACAUGGUUCAGUUUGCAGAUGAUGUUUACACUCCGACAGACGAGCCACAUGGAACGAUUGAAGCCACCUUGAGUAGACGUCAGGUGCCCGUGUUGUCUAAGAUUUAGAUGCCUUGUGUGAUGAAUUGCAGAACAACUGAUCAGAUUGUUCUCUUUCAAUUGAGAACAGCCUGCAUUUUCCUGUCAUGUAGAAAACAAUAAAGUACGCUUUUUCAUUGUACAUUUUUCGCGUUAUUUUGAUUCUUAUCUUGCAAUAUGCAAAUUGUGCAGUAGUUGCCUUCUACUCGGACUGAAUUUAUCCUUCCAAUGCAUCAUCUAAUAGCAUUGUUUUAAACACCA
Messenger RNA from Nymphaea colorata (pocket water lily), 1202 nucleotides. RefSeq names its product uricase-2. Gene Ontology annotation, molecular function: urate oxidase activity. Gene Ontology annotation, biological process: urate catabolic process; purine nucleobase catabolic process. The transcript is spliced from 8 exons. Bases 66 to 971 code for a protein of 301 amino acids. The record is from RefSeq and is a predicted model, not a curated record. NCBI's taxonomy places the organism in Eukaryota, Viridiplantae, Streptophyta, Magnoliopsida, Nymphaeales, Nymphaeaceae. Gene Ontology annotation, cellular component: peroxisome.